Molecule: messenger RNA, 2981 nt
Organism: Budorcas taxicolor (takin)
Lineage: Eukaryota; Metazoa; Chordata; Mammalia; Artiodactyla; Bovidae
Gene: TBX3
Product: T-box transcription factor 3
Exons: 8
Coding region: 423-2669 (748 amino acids)
Biological process (GO): positive regulation of DNA-templated transcription; heart looping; cardiac chamber development
Cellular component (GO): nucleus
Molecular function (GO): DNA-binding transcription factor activity, RNA polymerase II-specific; RNA polymerase II cis-regulatory region sequence-specific DNA binding
Source: RefSeq, a predicted model, not a curated record
CGCAUUGGCAACAAAGAACUGGGGGCUGGGGAGCGAUCGCCGGGACCCAGGGCAGGCGUGUCUAUUUCGAGCCAAGCGGCAGGGCUCCGGCGCGAGUCCAGACCCUGCUUGUUCCCCUCGCCUCGGAAACCGACUUCCAGGGGCGGCUUUUGGGAAACGCCAGACACCGGGACAGUCACCCAAACGACUAUGUCUCCUGAUUUCUCGCCUUGCCCUUUUUAAAAGCGGCCUUCCCCUGCCCCAAAGACACUUCCCACUCUUCACUUUGAGGUGCUUUAGCUGUGAACCUCCCACCGCCUUUUUUUUUCUUUCGCUUUUUCCCCCCGUCCAAACUAUGCGCUGCUGUUAAAAAACAAAACUAAACUAAACUAAACAGCUGCGGACUUGUUCCCGGCUGGAGCCCAGCGCCCCGCCUGGAGUGGAUGAGCCUCUCCAUGAGAGAUCCGGUCAUUCCUGGGACAAGCAUGGCCUACCAUCCGUUCCUACCUCACCGGGCGCCGGACUUCGCCAUGAGCGCGGUGCUGGGUCAUCAGCCGCCUUUCUUCCCCGCUCUGACGCUGCCUCCCAACGGCGCGGCGGCGCUCUCGCUGCCCGGCGCGCUGGCCAAGCCGAUCAUGGAUCAAUUGGUGGGGGCGGCCGAGACCGGCAUCCCAUUCUCGUCCCUGGGACCUCAGACCCAUCUGAGGCCCCUGAAGACCAUGGAACCCGAAGAAGAAGUAGAAGAUGACCCCAAGGUACACCUGGAGGCCAAAGAACUUUGGGAUCAAUUCCACAAGCGGGGCACGGAGAUGGUCAUUACCAAGUCGGGAAGGCGAAUGUUUCCUCCAUUUAAAGUAAGGUGUUCUGGGCUGGAUAAAAAAGCCAAAUAUAUUUUGUUGAUGGACAUUAUCGCUGCGGAUGACUGUCGCUAUAAAUUUCACAAUUCCCGGUGGAUGGUGGCAGGAAAGGCUGAUCCUGAAAUGCCGAAGAGAAUGUACAUUCACCCGGACAGUCCUGCUACUGGGGAACAGUGGAUGUCCAAAGUUGUCACUUUCCACAAACUGAAACUCACCAACAACAUUUCGGACAAGCACGGAUUUACUUUGGCCUUCCCAAGUGAUCAAGCAACGUGGCAGGGGAAUUAUAGUUUUGGUACUCAGACUAUACUGAACUCCAUGCAUAAAUACCAGCCCCGGUUCCACAUCGUGAGGGCCAAUGACAUCUUAAAACUUCCUUAUAGUACUUUUCGGACGUACUUGUUCCCCGAAACUGAAUUCAUCGCUGUGACUGCAUACCAGAAUGAUAAGAUAACUCAGUUAAAAAUAGACAACAACCCUUUUGCAAAAGGUUUCCGGGACACUGGAAAUGGCAGGAGAGAAAAAAGAAAGCAACUCACCCUGCAGUCCAUGAGGGUGUUUGAUGACAGACACAAAAAGGAGAAUGGCACCUCGGACGAGUCCUCCAGCGAACAGGCCGCCUUCAACUGCUUCGCCCAGUCCUCCUCCCCGGCCGUGUCCACCGUAGGAACAUCCAACCUCAAAGAUCUGUGUCCCAGCGAGGGGGAGAGUGACGCGGAGGCUGACAGCAAAGAGGAGCACGGCCCCGAGGCCUGUGACGCGGCCAAGAUAUCCACCACCACGUCGGAAGAUCCGUGCAGGGACAAGGGCAGCCCGGCCGUCAAGCCGCACCUCUUCUCGGCUGAGCCCGGCGGCCGACCCCGGGACAGCGGGCGGCUUGACAAGGCGUCGCCCGACUCGCGCCACAGCCCGGCCACCAUCUCGUCCAGCACCCGCGGCCUGGGCGCCGAGGAGCGCCGGAGCCCGAGCCGCGACAGCGCGGCCACGUCCAAGGCCGCCGAGGAGGCGCGCGUGCUGCCGGGCAAGGAGGCCUUCGCGCCGCUCACCGUGCAGACGGACCCAGCCGCCGCGCACCUGGGCCAGGGUCCCCUGCCUGGCCUCGGCUUCGCCCCUGGCCUGGCCGGCCAGCAGUUCUUCAACGGGCACCCGCUCUUCCUGCACCCCGGCCAGUUCGCCAUGGGGGGCGCCUUCUCCAGCAUGGCGGCCGGCAUGGGGCCCCUGCUGGCCACAGUGUCCGGGGCCUCCACCGGCGUCUCGGGCCUGGAUUCCACGGCCAUGGCCUCGGCUGCCGCGGCGCAGGGACUGUCGGGGGCGUCGGCCACCCUGCCCUUCCAUCUCCAGCAGCACGUUCUGGCCUCUCAGGGCCUGGCCAUGUCGCCUUUCGGAAGCCUGUUUCCUUAUCCCUACACGUACAUGGCCGCAGCGGCAGCCGCCUCCUCGGCGGCAGCCUCCAGCUCCGUGCACCGCCACCCUUUCCUGAACCUGAACACCAUGCGCCCGCGGCUGCGCUACAGCCCCUACUCCAUCCCCCUGCCGGUGCCGGACAGCAGUGGCCUGCUCACCACCGCCCUGCCGUCCAUGGCCGCCGCCGCUGCCGCAGCGGGCCCCCUCGACGGCAAGGCCGCCGCCCUGGCCGCCAGCCCGGCCUCGGUGGCCGUGGACUCGGGCUCGGAACUCAACAGCCGCUCCUCCACGCUCUCCUCCAGCUCCGUGUCCUUGUCGCCCAAACUCUGCCCGGAGAAGGAGGCGGCCACCAGCGAACUGCAGAACAUCCAGCGGUUGGUCAGCGGCCUGGAAGCCAAGCCCGACAGGUCCCGCAGCGCCUCCCCGUAAACCCCUCCCCAGAGAAGUCUCUUCAUUCCAGUCCAAUCCAGUCUGCAGUGCACUUUGUUGGAUGUCACAUAAACCGCGGGCGUGCAGUGAGGUCAGCCCUUUUUUGUGGAGCCCUGUCUGGGAAAGGGGUGCUGGACUCCCUGGAGAGAAUGUGCUAGAAACAGGCCCUGUCUUCUUGGCUGUGGUUUAUACAUCCGGGAUCUGGCUCAGAAACGUCCCAGUUGCAUUGAGCUGUUGGGGGUAGGAGUUAAAGCGUUGGCUGCCAGAGCAACUCCUUGGGGGCUGGUCUGGAAGCUGUGGGAAGAUCCGAGG